GACUGCGAGAUUGCGAGAGGGAACGACCGGACGUGUGCAGACGCGGGAACAUCACCACAUCAGAAGAUAAACCUGCUUCAGCUUCACAUCUCCGCAACACUUCAGGAUGAAGUUUGAGGAUCUCUUAGAAGAGCUUGACGGUUUUGGAAGGUUCCAGAAGAUGAUCAUGUUCCUCAGUUUUAUUGGUCGGUUCACACUCCCUUGUCACUUCCUGUUAAACAACUACAUCGGUGCUAUCCCUCCCCAUCACUGCACCCUCAGCUCUGUGGACGGGAAUCUAACACACGAGCAGAGGAUGACCAUCAGCAUCCCCAAACAGGAAGAUGGGACCUUCACUUCCUGCCACAUGUUCUCAGAACCACAGUUCCAGCUUUUAGGUGAUGAGUCGAGCUUCACAAACGCUUCAGUUGUUGAAUGUCAGAAUGGAUGGACGUAUGAUAACAGCAGCUUCAUCAGCACUUUAUCUACAGAGUGGGAUCUGGUGUGUGAAAACAGAGGGAUGAAUAAAGCGAUGGCCACCAUCUUCUUCGUUGGAGUGAUGUUAGGAGCAGCUAUAUUCGGCAGUUUGAGUGACAGGUACGGUCGUAAAACCAUGCUGCUGGUGUCGUACGUGCUAUCGUUGUGCUUUGCGAUGGCGAGUGUGUUCUCCUCCUCUGUCAUCAUGUUUGCGGUGUUGCGGUUCUUCACGGGCCUGAGCAUCACUGGCAUCGUCAUCGUCACCAGCGUGCUGAAUGUGGAGUGGGUGAGUAUAGAGAGCAGGAAGUUGGUGGGUGUGAUUGACAGUUUCAGCUGGACGUUCGGUUACAUGGUGCUUCCUGUCAUGGCGUACGGCGUGAGAGACUGGAGAUGGCUGACUGUAACGGUCACUUUACCGCUCGCUGUGGCGUUAAUCAGCUGGAGGUGGGUUCCAGAGUCGGCUCGGUGGCUAAUCGCUAAUGGUAAAGUGGAGAAAGCUCAGUAUUACUUACAGAAAUGUGCUGUGAUGAACAAGAGGACGAAAGGCAACUCCAUCCUGAAACCAGAGGUUCUCUCCUCUAUAGUGUCAGAGGGAGGAAACAGGACGUACUCGUAUCUGGACCUGAUGAGGACGCCAAACAUGAGGAGACUGGCUCUGCUGACUGGAGUUACCUGGUACGGCGUGGCUUCCACUUACUACGGGAUGAGCUUUAACAUCAAAGGCUUCGGUCUGAAUCUGUACCUGAACCAGUUCCUGUAUGCUGCAGUAGAGGUUCCUGCUAAAGUCCUCGUCUAUCUGCUGCUCGACCGGAUUGGACGGCGUCCCACUGAGGUGAGCGGUCUCCUGCUGUCCAGCUGCGCACUCAUCAUUAACGUCUUUAUACCAAAAGAUCAGUGGAUCGUGCGCUCGGUGAUCGGAGUUCUGGGUAAAGGUUUCACCUCCAUUGCCUUCUCAACACUUGUCUUGUACAGCUCUGAACUUUACCCCACUGUCAUCAGACAGAAUGGGAUGGGCUUUAUCUCCUUCAUGGGGCGACUGGGCGUGGCUUUAGCUCCAUUGAUCCUCCUAUUGGAUGAUGUGUGGACUCAUCUGUCGCAGGUGAUUCUGUGUGUCAUUGCACUGAUUGCAGGUGUGGUGGCAAGUCAGUUACCUGAGACGAAGGACAGGUGUCUCCCUGAGACUAUAGAGGACAUCGAGGGGACAAGGUGUUGACGGAAGAGGUGGGUCUUUAGCUGUUUUUUGAAGAUGGUGAGAGAUUCUGCGGUCCGGAUUGAGGUUGAAGUUCAUUCCACCACUGAGGAACAGUUAGUGUGAAGGUUCUGGAAAGGGACCUUGAGCCACGCUGAGUUGGAACUACUAAACGUCGGUCGCUAAUCGAUCGCAGAUUGCGUGAGGGAACGUAAGCCUUCAGGAGAGAGUUGAGGUAGGGGGCGCUGUUCCAGACAAGGUCUUGUAGGUGAGCAUCAAGGCCUUGAAUUUGAUGCGGGCGGCUACAGGAAGCCAGUGGAGGGAGAUGAAAAGGGGUGUAAUUAUAACACAACAUGUUUAUUUCAUGAUUUCACAGACAACUCUACUGUAUAAUAAUAUAACUGUGUAUAAUAUAUCUGUCACGUGGCAGAAGUGGAUGCAAGUGCAGGUAGACAGCAGCUUUAGACGGCUGAGGAAAUUCUCUCUUAUCACAUGAACUCACGUUUCUCUGACACAGAGCUGGUUAGUGAGCAGCUUGGCUAAUACCUGCUUGAUGCGGACGACGUACAUUUCCUUGUCUGGGGAGUAGAUUAGGAUUUUGUUGAUGUAGGUGAUGACAAACAUCCUCAGCAUGUCAUGUAGCAUGUUGUUAUCAGACAUUGAACACUGAAGAUAGCCCGUGUGGCAUUACGCAGUAUUUGAAGAGACCAGAGGUGGUGCUAAAGGCCAUUGUCCCCCUCCUGGAUCCACACCAGAUUAUAUGCGCUCCUCAGAUCCACUUUCAUGAAUAUUUUGUCCUCCUGAAUCUGUUAAAGUGCAGAGGGGACUAAGGGCCUCAAACCGCCCUGAAUCUUCUCCACAAAGACGUAGGUGGUAGAAGGUGAUGAUGUUGAGGGACGGAUAUAUCCCUGCUGCAGAACCUCCUCAAUGUAUUCAUUUACGGCUUGGGUUUCUUUAGCUGACGAGGGGUAGAUGUGAUUACGAAGUGGUGUGGUUCCAGCCAGGAGCUUGAUGAUGUAAUCAUAUGGCUGGUGAAGUGGUAAUCCACUGGCCUUGGCGUUGAAACCUCCUUGAACUUGUGGUACUCCGGGGGAGUCUCAGGACUUUCUAUGGUUUGCAAGUGAUGUAGACUGAGGGAACUUGUAGACUGAGGCACUUUUCUUGAGAAUACGCUGACCAGCAUGUGAUCUCCAUAAAAUCUGUGGGUUGUGGGUUUGCAUCUAGGGGAACCCGAGGGUGGGUUGAUGGAACCACCCCCAAUGGGACCACUAUCCAGUGCUUGUACAUGGAGCAGAUGUUGCAGUGGUUGGAGGGGUAGCUGGAGCUUCGCAGCAAGAGUGCAGUCGAUGAGGUUUCCAAUGGUGUCUAAAUCAAUCAAUGCUGAAACAUGACACACAUUCUCCAAGUGCAUGAUCUGAAUGGGGAGAACAAAAUUCUGCUGCAAGAAGACUCUGGAAUGACUCACAAUGCAGGAGUGAGAGGUGAAGGUCACUCCCUCGUGAACCCGCUGUGGGGCUCGGGUGCUACUUGGUGCUGAGAUCUACCACAGUUGUACCGUUGGUGUUCCACAGAGGUUAGCUGGGCGUGGCUGAGUUGCAUGGAUUCUGUGGGGUGGAUUUUGAGAACUGGGAUGGAUGUGGCUUUAAUUCCUCAGCAUGACCUCGAGACAGAUGCACAUUUUGAUAAUGGAAUCGAGUGUAGCUUGGUCAUCCUGGCAGGCCAGCUCGGUAAGGAUAUCAGUGUUCAGCCCCUGACUUUAUGCUGUCUAGAGUGCCGGUUCAUUCCAGAAGCUUCCCACGGCCAAUAUGUGGAAGUUUAAGAUGAAUUCUGUAGUGCUUUGGUUCCCUUGUUUCAGGCUGAGAAGUUUCUCGCCAAUCUCAUUGCCUUCUGUAGAGUGGUCAAAGACCCUCUGGAUGAGCUGGAGGAAGUGGUGGCAAGAAGCCAUGUGCUCACCCUCUUGAGACCACACCAUGGUCACCCAGGUGAGCACUUUGUCGGUCAGCAGGUUGAUGAACUGGGUGAUCCUGGUGCGCUCAGACAUUGCCUCUUGACCCGCGAAGUCGAGAGAACUCUGGAGCCCUUUAUAUCACUUUAUAUCACUUUAUAUCACUUUAUGUCCAGGAUUAUUAUACAUUGCUCAACUAUUUUUUAAUGGAGCUCCAGUUUAACAACUAGCUGUCUUUAUUACUCUCUACUGUGUAUAUUUUAUUUUUACAUUUUCUUUAUAUAUAUAUCAUUUAUUUAUUUUCAGGACAGGUCACGUUGCAGUUCCAGGCCAGGAGAAAGAAGGUCGAGAACAAGAAAAUGGAGGUUAAGAAGUUAUAUUUCUGUGUAUUAGGAAGUUCUCAUUUAAUCACUAUGUUCAUCAUCACUUAGAAAUAAAUCCACAGUGAAGUGUUUGUUUACUAAAUAAUGUUGGCAAGAAUAAAAAAAAUCUAUAUUAAUUGAAUCCAUUGGGAAUUUUAAUUAUUUAUAACUGUGAUUGUGUGUAUCUCAGUCACACUCAUUUAUAAACCUCAAUAAGAUAAAACUGUAUAUAUGUUUAUGUUUAAAUAAAGAAUAUAAAAUCACACACACACACACACACACACACACACACAUGCAGUCUCUAUAUCAGAGACAUGGCUGAGAAUCAGAGCAUCAAAACAUCAGAAAAAAUAUCAGAAGAAAAUACACAUCAAGGUUAAAACCAGUAGAAACCAGAACCCACGGCCUGGAGAACA
Molecule: messenger RNA, 4368 nt
Organism: Ictalurus furcatus (blue catfish)
Lineage: Eukaryota; Metazoa; Chordata; Actinopteri; Siluriformes; Ictaluridae
Gene: slc22a7b.3
Product: solute carrier family 22 member 7b, tandem duplicate 3
Exons: 10
Coding region: 107-1669 (520 amino acids)
Biological process (GO): transmembrane transport
Cellular component (GO): membrane
Molecular function (GO): transmembrane transporter activity
Source: RefSeq, a predicted model, not a curated record